Argiope bruennichi is the source of this 3077-nucleotide messenger RNA. RefSeq lists its product as uncharacterized. Bases 273 to 1475 code for a protein of 400 amino acids. The record is from RefSeq and is a predicted model, not a curated record. Lineage: Eukaryota; Metazoa; Arthropoda; Arachnida; Araneae; Araneidae. The transcript has 2 exons.
UGAGCGUCAGGAGCACCGGCGAUAACUGCCAUUUACCUGAUGAGUUGUAUGGAUAUGUAUGUGUUGGGUGCGAAAUAUUUUGUUGAAACGAAGUGACUAUUAACUAUUUCACUACUGACAUUUCCCAAUUCCCGGGCCAAUUUUAUACGAUUUCGGUUUUCAAACUAGAGAUCCAGGAUGUAAAGCAAGGACAUCUUUGAUUUUUUCAGGAUUUUGCAGAGGACUUGCUUGAAAAUAAUUUCCAUUCUGUCUAGGAAUUUACUUUAAAAAAAAUGGAAGCACCUGUUAAGGGUUCGAAGAUUGUAGUCCCUUUCGUGCCAUCACUUUUGCACUUCUCAUUGGUAAAGGUAGCUUUUCCAUUGUUGAAAAGCUCUGGUAAUGUAACUUGGGGUAUCAUCUUGGAAGAAAUGAAGCACUCAAGUCCUGCAGAAUUUAAUGAAGCUAGGUCUGACAAUCCUAAGGUAAACAAAGCAAAGGAAAAGUUACUUCGCAUUCCUGCACAUUUAAGACUCGGAAUAUUAGAAACAAUUAUGGGUUUGCAUUCGGCUGUCGUAAAUUGGCGUAUGAGCUAUCCACUUUUACAGACUGGAGAAAAUUUUCGCGCACUCCUUUUCUUUAAAACUGAUGGGACAGUUGAUAGAAUUAAAACAGUUCAGAAACUGGUCCUGAAUGAAGAAAUAAAUAUCGAACAGAGGUUUGAUUUGGCGUGCUCCUAUUUCUUGGGCAAUACUAUACACACUUUGUGGGCAGAAAUGAAGAGAUCUGGUAAGGCAGCCAAAUCUUUGACAACUUAUAAUCCUGUUUCACGUUUUUGGGUUAGAAGGAUGCGUCGUAAAUAUCGGGUUCCAUGGAUAUAUGCCGUUCAAUUACAACUUGACCUUCCUGAUGAAUUUUUGAGAAGUCCGACACCAAGAUUCAGUGCUUUCUUUCCUUUCUUACGGCCAAAACACAGGGAGAAGUUUCUUGUCCCUUUAUUGAACGCCACAUCUGAUGAUUUCUUGUACUGUCUGUAUGGAGCAACUGAAGAAGAAGAAUUACAAAUAUUGAAAAUGGAUACUCGAAAACUCCUUCUUCUCUAUUUGGAUUGGCCACUGCAAAGUUUCUUUCUUGAAAUGGUAGAAAAAUUAUGGAAUUUUAUUGAUUUUUCUCUUUUUAAAGCAGUACUAGAGAUUAUCUUCACAUACAGUAUAAGGAGGAAGGAUUUUGAUUAUGACAAACUUUAUAUGGAGUUUUGGGAAAGAAGCCCAAAUAACUUGAAGGAAGAGGCAAAGGCAUCCCCAAUUUUCUACAAUAAAAUUCAAUUGUGUUUUGAUUCAAUUAGGAAGAAGAGAAAAAGUGAAUUUGAUGAAAUGACGGGUUCAAAAAGGAAAAGAUAUGAGGAAUUACCUAUCGAGGAAAUCAUUCAGGCUGGAGCAGACUCAUUUUGUGCCAUAGUGUUGCCUUUUUUCAAACAUUUAGCAAUGCAGUUGAGAUAAGAUAAUCUUUAUCUAAAAAAUGUUAUACAAACUUUUAUAGCGCAUAUGAAAAAAUAACUUCAUCUUUCAAAACAUCAAAAUUCUCUCUACACCUUUACAACUUCAAUGUGCAUUUGUUUCUUAAGUCUUCAAAGAUUUGAGUUUUUUUUAUUGACCUUUUUUUUUUUCCCCCUACUACAUUAAAAAUGUUUUGCCUCUUAUUUAAUAUUUCAUUUUUUUUUUUUUUUUUUUCAUUCUAUUCUGCUAAAUAGGGUGAUAAUAGUUUGAACGUAUUAUUUGGUUAAAAUUUUUUAUCUUAAUUAAAAAUGAUUGCAUUAUGUUUUAAAUGUUAUGAUUAUAGGUUGUAACAAUAUUACUUUGUAAACAUGACUGCAUAUGAUAGUAACAUCACUGAUUUCUGUUACCAUUGGAAUUUAAGUUAAGCAUCUCUCUAUUUAUUUCAUUGCAACAAUUCCUUCAUUUUGUGUAAAAUAUAAAAGCAGAUUAAGAAAAAUAAAUAUCUAAAAGUUAUAUUUUAAAUAUCUUUUGGUUUGUCUAAGACAAUGUUUGUGGUACUUGGUUUUCAACAAAAGAAAGAUAUUAAUUAUACAUUUGAGUAUAUUAUAAUAUAUUUUAAUUCUGGAAAUUUAUAAAAUUACACUUUCACUUCAAUUUAGUAAUGGUGCAUUUUACUAUUUGAUCCACUAUUUUACGGCCAAAAUUUUAUUUAUGUAUUUAUAUCACAAAAUUUUUUGCAUGAUUUUCUAUAUAAAUUAUACUACAUGAUUCUCAUCUUUGGGAAGAAAUGCUCUGCUUUUUAUUAGAGAUAAAAUAUUUCCUUUAUGCAUUUUAAUAAAAAUUGUAUGGAUAAAGCUGGAUUCAAUUUAAUUCAAUAAAACAUAAUUCUAUAUGUAGGAGUUUUAUUCUAAAAUAAUAUUUCAUUAUUUUUUUAUUAUUGGCUUUUUUGAUAUAAUUAUGUUGAUGUUUUUAAAUAGUUUUUUUAUAUUGUAAUUUUUAAAAUUUUGAAGAAAUGUAUAAGUUUUUAAAAAUUUCAAAUGGGAUAUACAAUUAUAAGUUCAGUUGAUUACUGGUUUUAUGUAAAUGUUCAUUGUAAUAUUUUUUAAGAAAAUGAAAUUUUAAAAUAUUAGAAAUAUAUUUAUCUAUAUUUAUCUAUAUAGUACCAAGCGAUUCUUUUUACUGAGGCAGAGUACAGAGGUUUCACUCUCAUAAGUACUUGAAGCAACUCAUUUAACUGGACUGUGGUGACCUGAGAUAAGGUCUCAGUUUUCUGAUCAGAAAGUUUCAGGUUUAAAAUCCUGAUCCCCAAGAAUUACCUAGUCACACCUGAAAACAGGUAUGAUGUAUGUAAAUCCAUUGGGCGCAGGUGUUUCGCUAAUGUGGCAUGAAAAUUUGGAGAAUGAAUUCUGGCUCGGAUAACAAGCUCGUCACAUAGCCCUGCUGUUGUGUUUCAUUUCUAACCAAAUACUACUUAAUUUUGUAAAUAAAUUAAAAAUAAUAUGACUGUUAUUCUGUGUUUUCAUGAAUGUGGUCAGUUUGUUAUUCUGUGAAGUAUACUCAUCUUUUGUUGUGAUUACUGUAUAUGCCUAUUUGUCAAAAAAAUAA